This is a messenger RNA of Chelmon rostratus (copperband butterflyfish), 678 nucleotides long. It is a transcript of the gene rec114, whose product is annotated as REC114 meiotic recombination protein. The transcript is spliced from 6 exons. Lineage: Eukaryota; Metazoa; Chordata; Actinopteri; Chaetodontiformes; Chaetodontidae. Bases 1 to 678 code for a protein of 225 amino acids. The record is from RefSeq and is a predicted model, not a curated record.
AUGGCCACCAGUCAGGCAUGGAAGUUAAAACACUACGGGCGUUUCGUUACGGGCUCUAGAGAAUCCAGGGGAGAGUCUUGGAAGGUAUUUGAUGCAAAAGGCAAUAAACCAGAAAUCAUCCUCACUAUUGUGGAAUCUGGAUACUUGCUGGUAUUGCAAGGACAAGAAAGCUUGGAUACAAUCCCUUUGCUCUGUGGCACUGAUACUGUCAAAGCACACCAGAAAUCUGAUAACCUGAUGUUUCGAUUUACUGCGAAAGGAAUGGGCCGCAUGAUAAGGAUGCAGUUUGAUGGAAGUUGCAGAGCAGAGGCUAUAAAGGAGUGUUCAAGUGCUGUGGAAAAACUGAUGGAGUACAUGCCUGUCACCACUCAGGACGACGUCCCGCGGCCCCCUCAUCAGUCCCCUGCUGAGGUCUCUGCACCAGUGAUACAGGGAAAUGCUGUAAGAGUUGAGCCUGAGGUUGUCCAAGGAUCAUUGUCCAUCAAGCGUCUCACCCAGGUAGCAUACUUAAAACACUUCAUGGGAGAGACUGCUGUGACUCUGCCUCAAGUCUAUCGCCAUGGUUCUUUGGCACAAGGUGACUUGGAGCCGAUCCUGCGUAUUUGUCUGCUGGAUCCCAGCUUUCCUGCAUUUGUGGAGAAGGUAGAGGGGGAGCUUGGGAAAUUGCUUCAAGAGUGA